CACCACGUUUACAGAAGCCGGGCCCGUCACGCCAGGCCCCGGUCUCCGGCUCCGCAGCAGGCCGCUCGGGGCCUCCCCGCUUCCUCAGCACUGCACUGCGUCAUGACGUCACACGACAGACGGCUGAAAACUCACGGUACGUGUUGCUCCACCCCUAGCAACACACGUACGUCGAGGAAACCAGCGGGUUUGUUUUUGGGGUUUUUUUAUUCUAAAAAACAAAAUCAAUCUGUCUUUCUAACAGUCAGUAAAAUGUGGUUGCACAAAAUUAGAUGUGUAUUUCCACUUAGUUUGAUUCCACACAUAUGCGGCAUUGCCAGAAGUGAUGUAGCCAAACUAAAAAUGGCGUAUAGUAACGAAUCUUCCAGUUUAUUGACGUCACUUCCUGCCGGAUAAUGUUACAACUGCGGCGGUCUCUAAAAAAACGUCACUUCCGGCUGCGACAAUAAACUAAAAUUAUAACUGCGGCGGUCUCUUAAAAAAAACGACACUUCCGGCUGCGACAAUAGAGAGGAGGCCGCCAUCGUAACCAUGCCUAAGUGAGAUUUAGAUUUUUAUAUAAUAUGAUCGAAUAGAUUGUGUAUGAAUGAGUGUUUCUUUUUAUAUGUUGUUGGCAAUUGUAAGCGUAUUUAAAUUACAGUAUGUGGUGUAAGUUGUGCCGUUACUAGUGCUCGAUGCACGAAUAGUAAAGUAGAGAUGCUUUAAAAAUCCAAGUAUCUGAUCACUGUUUAAUUGUAUUGUCUCUGUUUGCAGGUUUUAUUGUGACUACUGUGACACCUACCUCACUCAUGAUUCCGUAAGUACCUGCCAAUCUUGUAUCCACAUCUAGUGCAAUGAAUGAAAGGACUUCUUUUCAAAUAGUUUUUAUUGAAAUUGUUUUUAUUUUUUUUUUGUGUAAGAUUACAACAAAUUAUAAAAACAUUGUAAUAAGGGUUGGGAAGGGGAGGAAAACUUGAAAGGAAUUAAUCACGUUCAGUUGCUGUAUAAAGGAGUAGUGCUUUUAUGAAGCGGUCAUAGUGUAUAGAUCAUGUCCCAUUCACUGCUCAAUUACCCGCUAUUUAGACAUUAGAUCACUUUUGUGUCUGUUUAUCCAGCCCUAGCCACACCUUCUAUGGCUUUGGCUUACACAGCCACCCUACAGACUAACUAGAAAAAGAGUUCAAAUGUUUUAAAUUGCUUCAUAGUCCAGUGAGUUCAGUUUUAGAAUGCCUUAUUUCUUGCUAUGUUCAUUUAUUGCCUGCUAGAGACUGAAACAACCUCCUGCGUGUGACUAACGUUAGCAGAGUAAGACUUAAGAAUAUCUAAAGUAAACACAUUGUGGUAAAAAUUAACCCUGUCACAGCCAUGGAAAGUGCGGCUGGUGCUGCAUAAACAAAGUGGUCUAAAUGAACACUCUAAUGUUUGCAAAACAAACUUAUAUUUCUAACCUCAGAGUGUUUUUCUAUCUUUUUAGGUAUGAGAGGUAAAAUACAGUAUUUUUUUUACUUGUUUGUGCUUUGCCUUGUUGGUCUCCAUCCAUGUGCAGCAUCAUCCCAGCUGAGAACAUGAUUGAAAAUGAUAUUGCUUCCCCAUAGAAUAAUAUUGUGGGGACUACUGCGCCAAUCCACAUCUCUUCCUAGAGAUAUAUUGGCUAAAUACAUCGCUAUGGGGAGCGUCUUUGUGUAUUAUUAUCGCCAUAUAUAUAGCGCCAACAGAUUCCGUAGCGUUUUACAAUAUUAUGAGAGCAGGGAUUUAGCAUAGGACAAUUACAAGAAAACUUACAGGAACGAUAGGUUGAAGAGGAGUCUGUUCAAACUGCCAGUGUGUGAAGACACCCAUACACCAGUCCUGCACAUAUUGACCGCACCAUGGAAUAAAUGACAACCACGAGAGGUGUUCCUAGGAUACAAUUUUAACGAGCAGACCACUUCACCUCAAUUAAAUGGUCUUGGUGCAGUGGUUCUGCCAUUUUAAUCAUGCCAUAUAAAAUACUGCAGCUAAUUAGAAUAUCAAUAUAUUAUGGAACCUUUGUUCAGCUGUUGGCAAUAAUAAAACACUGUUUUAUUGUGUAAACAUGGGCCUUGUUUUGUGAGCAUAGUAGUUUUUGGUAGGGAUCGACCGAUAUUGAUUUUUUUUUUUAGAGCCGAUACCGAUAAUCUGUCAAUUUUCAGGCCGAUAGCCGAUAACUUGCCGAUAUUCUGUGCGUUAACCAUUUUGAAAAAAUAAACUAUUUCUAAAGGUAAAUGCACAAAAUAUACAUGCCACAUGUGUAUUUGUGUAGUGUGUGUGUAUAUAAUGAAUGCAGUGACUGUGUAGUGUAUAGUAAUGCAGUGACUGUAGUGUGUGUGUGUAUAUGUAUAUAUGUAUGUGUGUGUGUGUAUGCAUGUAUGUGUGUAUAUAUAUAAUGAAUGCAGAGUGUGUAUAUAAUGCAGCGUGUGUAGUGUGUGCAUUAUAUACAGAGCGUGUAGUGUGUGUUCCUGAAGGGAUGUGAUUUGUGUAAAAUUGGGGGGGCAGUAGGGGGCAUUUUUUUAUUUUAAUAAAAUUUUUAAUAUCUAUAUAUGGUUUAUUUAUUUUUUUUGUCCCCCCUCCCUGCUUGAUACCUGGCCACGGGCUGAGUAGUGGGGGGGCCGGCAGCAAGCUGUGACUUGCCUUUCCUGCAGCUCCCUGUGUAAAUCUUGCAGUCUGUGUUCUGCAUGGAGCGUUGCCAUGGUAACCCGUGGCGACGCUCUGACGGCCGUGGGAGUUGCAAGAUUCACACUGGGGAGCUGCAAGAAAGGUAAGUCACAGCAUGCUGGGCCCCCCCAGGACCGCCGGGCUUGUAAUGAGCCCGACGGUCAUGGGAGGUAUUAUCGGCAAUAUCUGUAUCUUUAUUGGCCGAUACCGAUAUUGCCGAAUAUCGACGAUAAUCGGUCGAUCCCUAGUUUUUGGCCAGUUGCACAUACUGGUAUGUGAUGAGGAAAAUGGCUUCAUAUUACUUACCAUAUGUUCUUUUGGUCAUCAUCAUAAGCCAGGUCUCUCUAGGUAGUAGAUGCGGGUAUCUGUUGUUGAUGCCUGUGUUAACCUCUGUCAGUUAAGGUCAAAUUUUAAUGACCCAGAUCAGGCCUUGCAUGCUCUGUAUGUAACUUUUAGUAAAUUCUUUGAAAGAUAUACUUUUUCUUGUGGUGGGGGUAUUAUUUCUGGCCAAAUGAAGUGUCAAAAUAACCCUAAAUACUCUUGUAACCUUUUGUUUUGGUGGGUGAUGUCUGUUUUAUUCUUGCAACUUUUAAAGCUGGGAAAAAGUGUUGUGAUGUUUCCUUGUGUGUAUUUGGGGUAUAUUUGCAACCUUUCAAUCCACAUACAGCCAAGGAUCUCUGCUCUAGUUCAAAUUAUUGCAACGACUCUCAUUACUACUUUUCCCAUGUGUAUUUGCUGUUCAUUAUGCAUGUUGACUUCUUUUUAAUACAUUUCUUCUGUGGAUCUCCUUACCAGGAGAUUGGAUUUCGUGUCUUUAUCUUUUCGUGUGUUAUGUAUUGUUAUUCCGCCUAUGUCUCAGUAACUUAUGGAGCUGUGAGACCCUUUUUACGCUUGUUGGGUUUUUAUGCCGUGAAUGCGGGACGCCGAUCUCUCGAUCUGGAGCUGUUGUUGGUGCUCUCCCACUCCUCUGAACCAGUGGGGGUCAUCCCGGUCUCCCUGGCAACUCUCAAUCUUCUGUUGAUUUAUAUUUUGUUAGCCCUAUAUGUAGUAGCUACAUAUGUCAUGUAUUACUGGUGGAUACAUAUCAGAGUCAUACGUCGUUUAUUUGGUAAAAUGUAUUGGUUAUGAAUAGCAAUGUAGACUUAAGAUGUAACACAAAAGCAUUAUUAUCUAAAGCUACUAACUAUUGUGCUUGUUAUUUUGAAUGUUUUAUUAUAUUGCAUACAAUCACCUUUUAACAUGCCUGAUGCUCCUACACAAUGAGUGAUUGCUAAUAUCUUACCUGAUAGUCUAAUAUUACUACCUUUUGGUUUUCUGCUACUGUAUUUUCUCAUUUUAUUUUCAUUACUUUAAAAUGAGCUAUUAAUGACUAUAAUGUAAACAAAUGUGACAAGCUUGGAAACACAUGUAAACCAUUGUUAUCGAUUUAUCUAAAUGCUUGUGAUAUACUUCACAUAUAUACUUCAAAUUAAAAAAGCCCCCAAAAAACUAUAUUUCUAAAUGUAUUGAUGUAUUUUUCCUGACAUAUGCUGGCAGCAUCUGAAAUUAAAAUUAACAUAAAAAGUUCCUACCCCCAACAGGUAUAAGACACCAAUCUGCCAUGGAACCUCAGUUCUCUUUCUUGUUCCAUUGGGAACGGACGGUAUCUGGAGUAUUUCGGUGAGGCACAUGGGUUGUUGCCAGGGGGAUCCGGCCUGAUAGCUUACCGGGUGGAGAGCUGAGUGGCCUGUCUUCAACCUGCAGAAUUACAGAGCAGGUAUGAGCGUCUUGCUUUAUGCCGGUUGCGGUCACCAGCAAAGCAAGUAGAAGGUCUCUAGCAGCAGCAAAUCACUGCCCGAGCAAGACGCAUGCAUGGGAGGUGAUGCGUUCCACCAAAUGUCAGAAACCAAGAAGGCCCCUUCUUCAGGACAGGAAGCAUUCAUGGAAGCCCAGAUACAAAAACUUCCAGAACAAUAGCCACAGGAGAUAUCAAGAAAAACCCAGGUUUUUUUGUCAACAGAGAAAAGAUCCAAGGUUUGAUGCACAUAAAAACUGACAGCAAAAAGAUUCUGACGCCAUACGAGUGGGCAGACAGAUACAACAAUUUGUUCACAGAUGGAGAAAGACCACUGCAAAUCCGUGGAUUUUGAAUCUGGUUGCAAGAGGAUACAAAAUAAAAUUCUUAAAUGUACCAAGACCAGAUUUCCUUAUAUCCUUCUACCGUUCAAAGCUUUAAAAAAAAAAAAGCUCUCUUUUUGGCUACGGUUACACUAUUUAAGAAAGGUGUUCUCGAAAGAGUUCCAAGAGCCCAGCAAUAUCAGGGUGUCUACUCUCGGUUGUUCCUGGUCCUAAAACCAGAUAUGUCCUUUCGUUCCAUUCUGGAUCUGAAAGGAUUAAACAAGAUUCCAUAUCAACAUUUCAGAAUGGAAACCAUCGCUUCUGUCACACAUACCCUUCAAAAAGGAGACUUUAUGGCAACAUUUGGAUUUGAAGAAUGCCUACCUACACAUACCUAGGGAUGUAGGCUCAUGAACAUACCUGCUAUUUGCCAUAGGAAAGGGUUACAAAGUUAAUCACUUUCAAUUCAAAGCCCUUCCAUUCAUUUUUUUCCUCAGCACCAAGGAUAUUUGCAAAGGUUCUAAAGCCUAUCACAGCACUCUUAAUGGAAUAAGGAGUUAGUUAUUCCCUGCUUAGACUGGUUCAUCAAGGCAAAGUCAAACGCUCCAUUAACAGAUGUGGCUUCAAAAUCCUAGAAGAACAUGGUUGGGUGAUAAACCUAGAAAAAUCAAAUCUGCAUCCUACAAAGUCCAUUCAGUUUCUAGUUUUUUUUGUUGUUUGUUUUUUAAAUCCACCUGACUGCGGUGAAAAGAAGAAAGAUAAGGAAUUUCAUAAGAGAACUUCAGAGAGGACCAAAAGGAUCUAUAAGAAAAGCUAUGCAGGUGUUGGGACUCCUCACUUCCACUAUCCCAACAGUGAAAUGGGCCAGGGUAGAAGCAAGGCCUUUGCUGUCGGAGAUGUUUACAAAGUGGUCCAAGAAAGAAGACUUGGAUACCUUGAUAAAGAUUUCAGACUGUAAAAAGACAACUGAAUUGGUGGGAAAAGGCCAGUUUCCUUUUAGAAGAUCUAUCAUUUCAACCAAAAGAUUGGGUCAUAAUCACCACAGACGCUUUAAAUUCAGGUAGGGGAGCUCACCUGCAGUGUCAUAUGAGGCAAAGGACAUGGUUCGCAGAAGAAAAAAGGGAGUCCUCAAAUUACAAAGAGUUAAUAACAGUUUUGUAUGCUCUUCAUCAGUUCAAACUUCUCAUAUUGGGGAAAGCGGUGAAAAUUCAGUCAGACAACCAGACUACAGUUGCCUACCUGAACAAACAAAGAGGUACAAGGAUAAGAAAGUUGCACAUCCUUUGCACACAAAUUAUGUCCUGGGCUCAAAGUCAUCUAGAAGACCUAUCUGCUACUCAUAUAAGAGGGAUAGACAACAUCAUUGCAGACGACUUAAGCAGAUCGAGGUGGUCGCAGAAUGAAUGGUCUCCGAAUCCGGUCAUCUUUUAUCAGCUGAUGAAAAUAUUCGGUCAACCUGUAAUAGAUCUCAUGGAGACAAGGUCAAACGCAAAGGUCCAAGCAUUUGCCUCCCUCUUCAAGGUGUUACAAGCGGUGGUUGUAUAAAUCCUACCCAUAGUUCUGUGAUCUCGAUAUAUCCCUAUUGUACUGCCACCAUAUGUCAGGAAAAACUGUAAUUUUACUUACCGUAAAUUUCUUUUUCCUCAAUAUGGUGGCAGUACAACACUCUCCCCCCCAACCCUCCCCCUGCCUUUACUAAUAAAUUUGAUAUUUUCGCAGUAUUAAGUCUCUGGUGUUUUAUUGUGACGUACUGAGAUUCCAUGGCAGGUUGUACUGACACCAUAUUAAGGAAAAAGGAAUUUACAGUAAGUAAAAUUGCAGUCUUUCCACUUGCGGGUUGUAUUGGGGGGGGAGAGGGGAUUCCUGUUUGAGUUCUUUCUUGUUUCGAGGAUUUCUUUCAUGCACCCUCAUUCUGUGUUUAACUGCUCGUAAAUGGUUUAACAUUGAAUGGAGGGACAAUGCCAAAAUAAUCCAUGGUUAUAGUGUUUGCUGUGUCAUUGUAACUUCAUAGUACAGAUUAUUUUAGUAGAAACAGAUUUCAGGCUUCUUUAGCACUUCAGUAAUGUCUGCUCUGAGAUAUCAAGUGUCAGUUCCAAUAGAUAUUGGGUGCAAUGCUGCACUCUCCUAACUGUCAUUCAGGAUGCUCUUCCUGAUUGAAUUGUGUCUCAGCACAAACCAGAAGGCAAUGUUUAUUAUAGAGAAGCAUUGACUGUAUGUUUCCAUCUGUCAAGCGUUGUAUGCACAGCGUGGUGAAAAUGCACCAUGUCUUCCACAGCUUCUAUCUCCGUCUUCUUCACUCUUUCACACCUGGUUAGUGCAGACUUUUUCCACUGUUAGCAGAUCCAGAUAUGUGUUGUAUCAGAUUUCUAUUUGUUGUCUUGAGAGCUUAAAUGGGCUGGUGUGCCAACAUGGAGGUGGAAACCAUAUAUCACUAUGAAAUCCAUCUGCUUCACAAUAGGCAAUUCUAUGAAAUGGACCAGCUCAAAUUAAUUCACCCCUGGAGUAGCUGGUUUGUCUGUUUACACAGUAAUCCUAGUGUGCAACAGUUUGCACACUACAAUAACGGACGAAUACCAUGUUUUAUGAAAAUUGUACUUUGAUUACUUGCAAGUCAUGACAAGUUCACUUUAAAGGUACUCUCAAAGGGCCACUAUAGUGCCAGGAAAACAUACUCGUUUUCCUGGCAUUAUAGUGCUCUGAGGGUGCCCCCACCCUCAGGGACCCCCUCCCGCCUGGCUCUGGGGAGAGGAAUGGGUUAAAAUCUUACCUUUCUCCAGCGCCGGGCGGGGAGCUCUCCGCCUCCGAUCCUCCCCUUCAGCUGAAUGCUUUCCUAUGGACGCUUGCAUGUUCUCACUGUGAGAAUCAUGCAAGCGCCUCUAGCGGGUGUCUGACAGCCGCUAGAGGAUUUGGAGGAUUGAUUAACCCUAUUAUAAACAUAGCAGUUUCUCUGAAACUGCUAUGUUUAUCAAAAAAGGGUUAAUCCUAGAGGGACCUGCCACCCAGACCACAUCUUUAAGCUGAAGUGGUCCUUUAAAUAUCAUAGGCAGUACAUAGGCUAUGGUGUCCACAUGCUCCUUGCAUUUUCCCCUGGUUAUGUGAAACUAUUGAUUUGACUGAAUCCAAAUGGCUUUAAUUACUUUAAAUGCAGAAGUUACACUUCAUUAUAAAUGGUACCAAUCGUGUCUCUAUUUGGAUGUCAUUGACUGCUUAAUCUCAUCCGCUGAAACUCAAGCCAAUGAACACUGUCAAUUGGUUGCUUUUAGGAGCUGUUGAGUUACUACUCUCCAGCAUUGCCAUUAUCACAGGUGUUAAACCCGUAUAUUAUUGUCAUGGGUUGCAGGGUCUCUUAGUGUCCCUUGGUUGCUGCUUCUCUAAUCCUUCCGCUGGUCCUGGAUACAGCUACAUCAUACAGGGAUUCUAGCCCUCUGAAACAUUGUAAAAAUUGCCCAAUAUAGUGGACAAGACAAGUCAUAUUGGGUAAAACAAUAUAAUUAUUACUGUUAUUCCUGUUGUGUAGCGCUUCCCCAAUAUAAUGGACACAACCAGUCGUAUUAGGUAAAAGAAGCAAACUGACUUUAUUAGGCCACUUGGUUUGUUAUGCAGUGCCCCUAGCACGGGGUUACUAAUACAAAAUCACAGGAGUUUCCUUUCCACAAGCCAUUGUGUUUGAAAGAUAAUUGAGCUCAAAUUAAGCUAAUCCAAUUCUCUUAAAUAUGUAAAAAUUGUAUGUAAGUUUUCUUAUCACAAAAUGUAUGACAACCGCAUUGGAACCCCACAAAAAAUAUAUUCCCGAAUAGCCCCGAUCUGAGCACACAACUUAUCCAAAAAGCGCCUGGAUAGGUAAAACUAAAGUUAUGUUUGUGCCUGGUAGAGGUGGUAUUGUCAAUUUCCAAAGGGGUUAAUUUGAUUGUAUGGGAUGUCAGGGCUUACAACGUAAAUUCCUCUUUGAAGCUGGGACCGCCAGCAGAGCUACUCUGUAAGGCGUGAGAAGUCACACACAAGUGGCCUGGGAGUCUGGUUUCAGCACAAACUGCACAACAGCUUUUACAUAAUACAAUUAACACAAUAGCUUUCAUCCAGCUCAAUAUUUUACAUAAUAACAACAUUAACACAGUGUAACCCCAUAUCAUAUAUAUCAUUUUAAAGUCUGUGGGCAGGAGGCUAGCUGUUAUGCCUGUCCAGUAGGCUGUGGCACGGGCGCUUCCAUGACAAUUAUAUUAUUGUGUACUGUAUUAUGUAAACACAAAAAUCUGACCAGUCUGUUUUAUCUUGAAAGUAAUUUUGCUCAAGUAAAUCAUUUUUGUCUUCUAGCCUUCAGUUCGCAAGACUCACUGCAGUGGAAGGAAGCACAAGGAGAAUGUGAAAGAUUACUAUCAGAAAUGGAUGGAAGAGCAGGCACAAAGCCUGAUUGACAAAACCAGUGAGUGGGAGAAGCACCAUAUUAAUUUAUGGAUGAGACAUACUAACUGAUGAUCCUUUUGUUAAACUCACAGAUGUAUAUGAAAUAUAAUCUAUUGCGAGUGUUAAAGCUAAUGAGGGAAACAUAACAAAUUGAUUUUUUUGUUUUAUUACUUUGGUUUUUGGUUAUGGUAUAUAACUAUUCUAAAUGCUCCUUUCACUUGCCACGCUUCACCAAUUUGGAUUCAGAACCAAGCAUACUUAUUUUGGCUUUGCUUAAGAGUUCACGCAAUAAACUUGUGAUUUGAGAGAAUGGAUAUUCUGCUUUAAUCCUUUCUGAACACCAGCUAAAUGUAAAUUUUCAUUGCCAAAUUCCUGCCUUCACCUUUAUCUUUGUAGUGAACAACAGCACUGAAGCAGAGUGUCUGUUGUCAUUGCCCUGCCCCUCCCUUAUGUUACAACUCUUUCUUUUAGACAACUUCUACUUUAUGGGGUUAUUGUGCCUAUAAUUUGGAGGCAUUUUUAGGCAUUCAGCUUUCCAAAAAAAUACUAUCCAAUUUACGUUUAGAUAUUUGAAAUCAGGUUAGUUAACAGCUUUUACUUAGACCCGCUCUAAAAUAUUGCAAAAUAUAUUUUGUCUUCCUCCUUUAAUGUAUGGAUAGCAAAUUCAUGCAAUUUCUUAUUACAGCGGCUGCAUUUCAACAAGGAAAGAUACCACCAACGCCUUUUGCUGCUCCACCAGCUGGAGGUACUAUGCUUCCGCCACCACCUAGUCUAGGUAUGUAUAAUUGCUGCUAAGAAAAAUUUAAAACUGUUUUAUAUAUGCUUAGCCACAGAAUAACAGAGGAGAAAUAGAGUUGGAUUACAAUGCAGAAGAAUUUUGGUUUUAUAGGCAUCUGUAGUAAUUACCUGAGAUUUGGCAGCACUAGGUAUAAUUGUGGAAUGGCUCACAUGAAAAACAUAUGAUAUAGAAUCAGAAAGUUAUUAUUCCCAGAAUAUGAGGACUAGAGGCUUGGCAACAACCAAAAAUAAAUAAUGGUGUCUUGUGACAUGCAGUGAGCAACCAAAAAAAAUAUCCUAAUAAAGCCAAGAUGUAAAUUCAGUCCAGUUAAAUGAUUUAGUAACAUUGAGAGAUUAAUGCAUUUUGGUUUAUUUAUUUAAAAAAAAACAAAACAAAAAAAAAAAAACUGUUUCCAUGUGACUUUAUGCAUAGGUGGACCACCUCGUCCUGGAAUGAUGGCAGCACCACCCAUGGCUGGCCCCCCUAUGAUGCCAAUGAUGGGGCCACCUCCUCCUGGAAUGAUGCCAGUCGGGCAUGGUAAGAUUUUGUUUGUUUCUUGUAUGUAGAUGUUUUCACAAGUAAUAAAUUCAUCAGUGGCAAAGCUGAUGUCCUCACAAUCACUAACAUGACAAAAAAUGAACACUAUGGCAGCAUUCCCUGUACUAUUUGCUACAAAUGCCGUAAUAUAACAAAGUAUACACUACUUAAAGGACCACUAUAGUGCCAGGAAAACAUACUAGUUUUCCUGGCACUAUAGUGCCCUGAGGGUCCCCCUCCCGCCGGGCUUCAUAAUGCUUUCCUAUGGACACUUGCGUCUUCUCACUGUGAUUUUCACAGUGAGAAGCAUGCAAACUCCUCUAGCGGCUGUCAAUGAGACAGCCACUAGAGGCUUUAGAGGCUGGUUUAACCUAUUUAUAAACAUAGCAGUUUUUCUGAAACUGCUAUGUUUGUUUAAAAAAAAAAAAAAAAGGGGGUUAUCCCUAGCUGGACCAGGCACCCAGACCAUGUCAUUAAGCUGAAGUGGUCUGGGUGCCUAGAGUGGUACUUUAAUCUAGCAGCUCUUUCACCCCUCACAGGAAAAGGACAAUGGCAUCUGUGUAAACCCUGUUACAACCUUAAUUGACACACUGAUUUUUGUUUUCUGGCUUCUUAUGUGUUGAAACACUAUAAUUAUAAAACUGCCUUCUUUUACUUUAAUAUCGACAUACCUGGGUGUAAGAGGACUAUUAAACAGUAUAUCUAACCUCUUCACCUAGACAAUGCUUGUUUCCUCUUCAAGCCCUGAUGACAAACCUUUUCACUCAUUUCUUAAUCAUGUGAAGGAAGAAUCCUUUUGACAUACUAGAGCCAGAAAACUCAUAAGUAUGCGAAGUUUAAAAAAAAAAAAAAAACUUUCUAUGCAACAAAUCACCAACUAACUUAGUCGAUAAAUAGUGAAAUAACUAAGAAACUGCUCAUUUUAGACCCAGUUGGCCAAGCAGAGAAUGUUUUUAUUUAUUUUUUUUUUUUUUUAUUUUUUUUUUUUUAAAUCAAUUUUGCUAUUUUUGCUCAAAAUGUCUCAUAGUGUAGUCAAUACACCUUUUUAAUUGCUUUAUUCUUUUUGUUUUUGUGUUUUAAAUGAAAACUUUAAGUACCAUAACCACUAGGAGUGCUAUGGCACCAUCCCACGAUAUAUAGUCCGUUUUUAGUACUAUUUGGCAACUUGCCUGGUAGCCUGAGUGCUAGCACCAUCUUGGCUGCAGAAGAAGCAAGGUUUCUCUAUAUAAUGGAACACAUGCAAGAUUGAACUCAUUGGCUUAGAGCAUUCAGUUUACACUCUGUCAUAAGUGUGGCCCUGUUUAGUUUUGUAGAGCUAAGUGGAUUCUUCUGGAAGAGAUUCGGCAGCAAGGAUUGCAGGUGCCCAGUAGAACACUAGUUGUGGGACCAAAACUGUUUGACUCCUGCACCAGAACAUGCCCUUAGAAUGAUCAUUUAAGUGUUAGAUAGUAUAGGGCUGUGUUGUACCAUAAGCCCAGUCUGCACAAAUAUAUUUGAGGCCCUUAACUCUAAUUAAUAAAUAUGUAUGUAUAAACUAGCAUAAGCUAUGAGUAGGUCAUUCCAACUAUUUACAUGUUAUAUAAACUCUUGGUUUAUUGUGAACCGUCUGAUCAUUGAUAUUCAAAAUAAAGAUUGUACAGUUUUCCAAUUUUUCUUGAAUGUUAGUCUCCCCUUUUAAACCCUUUAGGAAGCAUGACUUAUUUAUUCAGUCAUGGAUGUCCUUGCCUUAAGUACACAUAGAAUAAUUCUGUAAUUUUGUGGCUCCAGACUGACCAUUGAGCUGUAUGCAGUGCUCAAAGUGGGUGCUGUGUAAAGCUCUUUACAUUACUGUGGCUGACCGUGUGUGUUAAGCCAGAGAUUAAUGAUAGAGGGACACGCCAAACAGAUUAUUGACAAGAAGUUGUCAGAGAGUGUUCAUUGUGAUAAUAUUCACUCUCCCCAACCAUAUGAAAUGGUGUUUGUUCCAUCUGCCAAGGUUUUUCCAGAUAUCCGACAAUAAUGGAAUAAUAGUUCUGAGACGUUUUGGGUGAUGUUGAUGCCCAAGGGAAACUAUACUGCCCAAAUACAAAAUAAUCACAGUUUAGUAGAUAUUUCCCAAAUGAACUUGCCUGCAUUUAAUUAUUUUUAUUUUUUCCCAUUGGAUAUAUAUCUAAAAUCAGCUUGCAAAAACUGUGGAUCUGUUGUCUGUUGCCUUUGCAAUCUUUCUUUCUAACCCUGCCCAGACUUUCUGUGGCCAUCCAGUCACAGACUUCCUAAUACAGUUCAAUGGGAAGUCUUUGUAAGUCAGGUGAUCUGGGCAAUUGCGGCCUCCUGAGGUCAGCUGCAUUGAGCUAAUGAAACCAGGAAGUAACGUUACCUGCUGUCGGCUUGAAAGCCAAGGGGUUAAUUUAUAAACGUGUAAAUUUCUUUUGAAAUCUGCACUUUUUGCUAAAUUAAAAAAGGAGACACAUUCUUCACACACAGUGUUUCAGCACGCUAAAAUUGUUUAGGAGUCUGGAGUGACCAUUUUUUGCUACGAGUUGCCCACCUAAACUGGAAUUUGUUUCUCAGCGGUAGCAAUGUGGGGAAGGACUAUUUCCAUUUAAGAAUUUCACUUUUCUAUUAAUUGAUUUUAAAGUUAGACAUAACACUGUAAUUUUUCAAGUUCUUCCAAUAGUAGGGAUAGGGUUUUACCUGAAUCUGUGAAAGUGAACAAUAGGUAAUCUGCAAAUGUGGACACCUUAUACGUGUGUUUUAGUUUGGAGGCCUGCGGGUGUUUUCUGAUUGCCUGUAGUAAUGGUUCUAAGAAUAUGAUAGAGUAAUAGGGGGAGAGAGGGCAUCCUUGCCGUGUCCCUUUACGUAUUAUAGGACCACUAUAGUGCCAGGAAAACAAAAUAGUUUUCCUGGCACUAUAUAGGGUCUUUUAGGUCCCACUCCCGCUGGGCUGAAGGGGUUAAAACCUCCCUCUGCCGCGCGCAUUCAAACUGCCCAUAGGAAAGCCUUUCUCAAUGCUUUCCUAUGGACAUCCAGCGUCUUCUCACUGUGAUUAUCACAGUGAGAAGCGCCUCUAGCGGCAGUCAGUGAGACAGCCACUAAAGGCUGGCUUAACCCUCAGUGAAACAUAGCAAUAUACCUGAAACUGCUAUGUUUUCAGCUGCAGGGUUAGCACUAGAGGGACCUGGCACCCAGACCACUUCAUUGAGCUUUAAAGGUUUAGAGAGUUUACCAUUUACUUUUAAUCUGACUGAGGGGUUUGAAUAUAUAGUUAAAUCCAUGUGGUCCAUCUAUGGCCAAAUCCUAGAAUAGUAAAUGUUGACCUAAGGAAGGACCAAUCCACCUUGUCAAAUGCCUUUUUGCCAUCUAUUGAGAGCAUGAUCAAGUGGGGUAUUAGCACAUUUUGCUUUGUGGAUCAAGUUAAGUCAAGUUAGUGGUGUCUUUUGUUGUGAUAAACCCAGCUAAGUAAGGGUGAAUUUGGUCCCCCAGCAGCGAAGUCUAACCACUAGCAUUUUGGUUAAAAGUUUAAUAUUGACAUUGAUGAGAGAGAUUGGCCUAUAGCUGCCAAAAGAUUCUGUUUUUUUCCUUGGUUUCUGUAUAAGCGUUCUUAUGGCUUUUUUAGGCUAGAGGUGGGAAGUUGGUGAGUUAAGGAAAGUGGGGUGACUGCUUUAAAAAAAAAAAAAUGAUCAUGGAUUUGUAAUAGACGUUGGAGUAAUAGUCUGGUCCUGGAUUUUUGUCCUUUGGGAGUGAACAGUAUUGGGUUUAUUCAUUGUCCAUAAAUGGCUCAUCUAAAGAACGAGCUACAGCCACGGUUCGUAUCGUGUCAAAUUUACAAGCUAAGUCAUUUAAUUUAUCUUGGGUAGUAACUGUAUUUGAAUUUUGGUUAUAUAAAGAUUUGUAGAAGGAUCGGAAUGCUUCUGCAAUAUCUUCAGUGGCAUGCACCAACUUGUUUUGAUUAGUCCUAAUUUUGGGAAUGUAGGUUGGUUGUUGUUUUUAGUGCUCUGGCUAGCAUUUUCCCACAUUUAUUGCCCUGUGAGAAGAAUUUUUGUUUGGUCCAAAGUAUAUUUUUGGGCGGGGUGGGGGGGCUCUAUAAUUUUAGUAAAUUUUACGGUCAGAGCGCCAGGAGAGUAAUGUUUAAUACUCAAGCGUCUAAUAGGGAAGAUUUGUGUUUGCCUCUAGUCUGAUUUGAUAAAGUAAUUUUCUACACGCUCUAUAUUUUUCCCUGGUGAGAGCCCCAUUUUAUAAGUUUACCCCUUGAGACGUGUGUGCGCCUCCUGUUGUACAUAAGGGUAAGUGUAAGGUGUGCCAUUGUCAUGAAAAUAUUGCUGGAUAUGUUGGGAGAUGGAUUGUUUAACUGUGUCGUUUUCUAUAAUAUGGGGGUUUAACCUCCAAUGGGUUUGCCUUCUAGGGUUGGUAGGAAUUAUUUAAUGGAGAUCAGAGCAUGAUCCGACCAUGUGAAGUUACCAAUGGUUGCUGAUUGGAGUAAGUUGAGAGAGUGAUGAGCCAGCAACAUCAGGUCUAUCCUAGUGUAAGUGUUAGUAAGUUUAGAGAAAAGUAUAGUAUUUUGCUGAUGGGUUAAGGACUCUCCAGCAAUCGAUCAGUUGGUUUUGAGUGAGUACGUUAUGCAUCUGUGUUUUUGCUGCAGGCAGGUACUUGAGAUUUAAAAGAACACUAUAGUUGCCUAAACAACUUAGCUUAGUGAAGCAGUUUUAGUGUAUAGAUCAAGUCUCUCAGGUUUUACUGCUAAAUUCACUGCCAUUUAGGAGGUAAAUCAUUGUUUCUCUUUAUGCAGCCCCUUGCCACACCUCCCCUGGCUAUGAUUGACACAGACUGCAUGGGGGGGAAAAAAACUGGUUUCACUUUCAAUCAGAUGUAAUUUACUUAAGCAAAAGGAUAAACUUUCUCUUUACACGAAGUGUUUAGGAAGGCUGUGCAAGUCACACGCAGGGAGAUGUGACUAGGGUUCAUAAACAAAGGGAUUUAACUCCUAAAUGGCAGAGAAUUGAGCAGUGAGACUGCAUGGGGCAUGUUCUAUACACCAUAACUGCUUCAUUAAGCUAAUGUUAUUUUGGUGACUAUAGUGUUCCUUUAAGGCUGUGCUAUCUUUUUUCCCCCCAAGUCUAGUGAAAGAUUGAGGUCACCUCCAAUGAUCAAUUCUCCCUCAGUGUUUUUUUUUUUUUAUAUAUAUAAAUACGCCUAAAAGAGCCACUUUGGGGUCUAUUGGGUCGCUCCCAAUUGACCAGGGUAAUUUGCCUUGAACCCAUGAGACCAGUUAAAAUCCUAAAUCGACUAUAUUUGUCUGUAUUUAUUUUUAUAUGUAAAGGGUACAUUUGUCCAAAUAAGAAUAGCCACACUUCCCUUAAUUUGCUGGCAAAGUAGUUGUUGUAGUAGAUGGUAGGGAAUUUUUUACGGUAACGUUUUGGAGCUGAGGGUCUCUGGAAGUGAGUCUCCUGCUGGAAUAUGUCUGCCCCAGACUUAUAAAUGUCCUUCAUAACCAUCACCCUCUUUUCUGGUAGGUUGAGCUCCCUGAUAUUGUAGGAAAGAAUAGUAAUUGUCUCCAUUUAUGCCUAGUAUUUUGUGACUUGUACCUACCUAAAAUAAAGUGAAAUCUUAGACUUAUAACGUACUUUGUAGAUCAGCAUAAACCAAUUUAUUUUGAAUUCCUUCUCAUAAGCUGAACUUGUUACGCACACAUUAUUAUUGCCAAGACUGAAAAAAUGUUGAGUUUUUUGCAUUUGUGUACAUUUUUGUAUUAAAAAGUUAUAUAUGUGUAUUUUACAUCAAAUUAAAGCCCUUUGUCUUUUUUAUUGGAUAAAAUCUAUAGCUCUAAUUCAAGGUUUUGUUUUUGUUUAGAACGUGUACAAUCACCUGCAUUCUUAAGGGAUUAAGUACCUACACAAAUGCUUACUGUAAGGGUUGUCAAAACUGCCAAAACCUUAUAAGUGAUGCAUUCAAUUUUGACAUAUGAUCUCCAGGGACAAGACUGACCACAUAAUGUAGCAUUUAUUUAUUGACACUUUUUGGUAACCUUCUCUGUUUUUUUAAAAGCUUUGUCUUCUAUUCUUAUUGCCUCCUCAGGUCCUGGAAUGAGACCCCCAAUGGGAGCUCACAUGCCUAUGAUGCCUGGACCCCCUAUGAUGCGGCCUCCUUCUCGUCCCAUGAUGCUCCAGUCUAGGCCUGGCAUGGCACGUCCUGAUCGAUAGUUGGUUAUUCCCGGCAUUCAGUCUCAAAUGUCUAAUUUUUACUUGACCCUGAGGAGUUAAUGCACAUAAAAAUAUAAACCUUUUGAUUAGGAAUAAUUAAGCCGUUUCUGUGAAAUUGUUUAGUUAUCUUGCCAAAUAGGUUUCAUAUUUGCUUUUGCUCAACUUUUCACUGUGGAUUAUUUGACUUCCUCAUACUCUAUUUUCAGCCAUUUUUGUUAAUUUCGGUCAAGUUUAUUCACUAAAGUGUGAAUUGUUUGAAAUUCAAAGGGGCUAUUUUGGCAUAAUUCUCUAUGAAUGCCUCAUGAUAUGCACUUUUGUGAAUAAACUUGUCCGUGUGGAAAUUUAUCCUUUGUGAUGUAUGGAACAUCAUGAGCAAUGCAGUCUCUCUAUUAUUCGUUGGGAAUUGGCAUCUUAAAUCCUGUGGGGGGUAUUCACUAAAAUGAGAAUUUAAAAUUUAAGGCCAAAGUAGCCAAAUUGAAAGUAUAGCUGACCAGUUUGGCUAUUUUUACCUUGACUUUGAAAUUGAGUUCUCCCUGCUUAGUAAAUAACCCUGCUAGACUUGACUCUAUAGCAUGGGUGAAACCGGAGCAUGUAAGAAAAAAUACCUUCAGAUCAAACCAUACAUAAAACAUGGCAAAAAUUAUUUUGGUUUAUGGUUAACCUUAUGUCUUUUUAAAGUGCUCUGUUUUCCAGUCAUAUAUUUUUGAUUUGUGUUAAUCAACCUGUGAAAGGAUUUUGGUUUUUAUAUUAAAGCCUUUUGGUUUUUGUUACAAAGCAGAUCUGUAUUUUAGUGAUGUCACUGUUACUUGUCACAGUAUUCUUUGUUUUGAACACUCUGCUUUUGUAGGCAUUUUUACAAAAAUGAGGGGUAAGUUAAUAAAUGGGUAAAAGCAAAUGACUGUGUGAUACAUCAUAAUGAACCUUGGUUUACCCCAAAAAAAUUUACAUUGAUUCAUACUUGCCAUAAUUUUAUUUUCCUGAAUGUAAACAUGGCAGCAUCACAAUCGGUAUAUAGCAUAGCUAACUCGAAUGGGAGGGAAUGAAAGGAUAGAAUACAUAAAUUACCGCAGAAAUUAAAAAUGUGUUACAUUAAAUUACUUAAAAACCGCCUCGAUCACAUUGUGACCAAACCCUGAG
Molecule: messenger RNA, 17778 nt
Organism: Pelobates cultripes (western spadefoot toad)
Lineage: Eukaryota; Metazoa; Chordata; Amphibia; Anura; Pelobatidae
Source: the annotation of a GenBank genome assembly